Molecule: messenger RNA, 823 nt
Organism: Humulus lupulus (European hop)
Lineage: Eukaryota; Viridiplantae; Streptophyta; Magnoliopsida; Rosales; Cannabaceae
Product: 16.9 kDa class I heat shock protein 1-like
Exons: 1
Coding region: 207-683 (158 amino acids)
Biological process (GO): response to hydrogen peroxide; response to salt stress; protein folding
Source: RefSeq, a predicted model, not a curated record
UAUCUUGAAAUCGCUAGAACUCUCUUUCUUAUCUUUUACCUUUUUGAUUAUACCCCAACAAACCAGAACACUCUUCUCAUCACUAUAAAUAGUGUGUGUGUGUGUGUUAAUACUCCACCAAUAUCCAUAGCGAACUUGUUCAGUCAUCUAUUUACGGCCUUUUCUUUCAGCAAGAUCAUACAUUUUAAGUUUAAUUCUCUCAAACAAUGUCUCUCAUUCCCAGCUUUUUUGGGAGCCGAAGAAGCAAUGUGUUUGAUCCACUCUCUCUAGACAUAUGGGAUCCCUUCGAUGACAUCUUCAGCACUGCACGGGCUGUGGUGCCUUCUUCUGCAAGAGAAACAUUGGCAUUUGCCAACACAAGAAUUGACUGGAAGGAGACCCCGGAAGCUCAUGUUUUCCAAGCUGACCUCCCUGGCCUCAAGAAAGAAGAAGUGAAAGUUGAGGUGGAGGAAGGUAGAAUCCUCCAGAUAAGUGGGGAGAGGAGCAAAGAGCAAGAGGAGAAGAAUGACAAGUGGCACCGCAUUGAGCGCAGCAGCGGAAAGUUCCACCGCCGAUUCAGGCUGCCAGAGAACGCCAAGAUGGAUCAGGUGAAAGCUAACCUGGAGAAUGGUGUGCUUACUGUUACUAUUCCUAAGGAGGAGGAGAAGAAGCCUGAGGUCAAGCCUAUUGAGAUCACUGGCUAGAGAUGAUCAUUUGGCUCACUAAGAUGUUUCCUCACACUGGUUUAUGUUUUGUGUCAAUUUAAAUAAUGUCCCAGUGCUUGUGUUCGUGUGUGUAACAGUUAUUUUGUGUUAGUCUGAUGGGUAAUCAAAAGUGUGUGCAA